Molecule: messenger RNA, 1981 nt
Organism: Drosophila bipectinata
Lineage: Eukaryota; Metazoa; Arthropoda; Insecta; Diptera; Drosophilidae
Gene: FipoQ
Product: F-box/LRR-repeat protein FipoQ
Biological process (GO): positive regulation of protein ubiquitination
Molecular function (GO): protein binding
Source: RefSeq, a predicted model, not a curated record
GCGCCUACAAUACUCUCACUGUGACACAAACCGGCGCCGACUGCCUUCAUAGAGAUAGAACCAGUAGAAUCCCGGACCCGGAUCCAAAAAUACAUACACAUUUACACCAGCGAUCCCGCCCAUAAGUUAGCCAAGUUCCCAUUACCACAAUGGAUAAUUGGAAUGUUUUGGCAGCCCAGACAUCAUCCCAAGCCAUUGGACGCGACGACCCCGGUGCGGCGGGAAAGACCCGACUGACCAUCGAGAAGCUGCCCGACAAGGUGCUGCUGCACAUCUUCUCGUAUCUGUCGCACCGCGAGAUUUGCCGCCUGGCCCGGAUUUGUCGCCGAUGGCGACAGAUCGCCUACGACACUCGCCUCUGGAAGAAUGUCUCCCUGCGGCCAGAGGUAUCUGGGCUGCAUGUGGGUUCCUUGGAGAUGCUGCUCCAGCUGAUAUCCGUUAGGUUUGGACCUACCCUGCGGUAUAUUGAACUUCCCAUUGAGUUGAUCACUCACACGGUGCUCCAUGAACUCUCCGCCAAGUGCCCCAAUCUCACCCAUAUGCUACUGGACUUUUCCACAGCUAUGCAGCUCCACGAUUUCAGCGAAAUGCAGGCUUUCCCCACCAAGCUCCGGUACAUGUGCAUCUGCCUCUCGGAGGUGAUCUUCAUGGAGGGCUUCAUGCGCAAGAUCUACAACUUCAUCAACGGCCUGGAGGUGCUCCAUCUGAUCGGCACCUACGAGAAGUGCGAGGAGGAGGAGGAGGAGAUCUACGAGGUCAUCAACGUCCACAAACUCAAGUCAGCCACGCCCAAUCUCCGCGUGAUCAAUCUUUAUGGCAUCAAUUUCAUCGACGACUCGCACAUUGACGCCUUCAGCUCCAAUUGCAUCCAGCUGGAGUGCUUGGCGGUCAACUUUUGCAACAAGGUCACUGGAUCCACUCUGAAGACCCUUAUCCAGAGAUCCAAGCGGCUCACCUGCCUGCUGAUGAAUGGAACCAGUCUGAAGUCCGAGUUUGUGAUGCAGGCCGAGUGGGACAAGUGUGCCUUGCAGGAGCUGGACAUCACGGCUACGGAUCUGUCCACCGAGUGUUUGGUGGACAUGCUGACCCGUAUACCCAGCUUGAAGUUCCUAUCCGCCGGACAGAUCAACGGUUUCAAUGACAGCGUCCUCAAGCAGUGGGUGGAGUCGGGAACAACUCGAUCCCUUAUCUCAUUGGAUCUGGACUCUUCGGACAACAUCACGGAUGAGGGUCUGCUGAAGUUCCUCCAGCGUCAGGGCCACCAAUUGAGCGCCUGCUGCCUCUCGGGAAUGCCUCACAUUACGGACCAGCUGUGGAUGAGCGUCUUGCCGCUCCUCGGAAACUGCAAAAUCAUUGUGAUGGGCACUGCUGAGAAACUGGGUGUGAACAUCCAUGUGGAUCAGCUUAUGGACACCAUUGCCUCCAACUGUGGCAACUUGGAGCGACUGGAGCUGCGCUGGGACCCGGACAAUCUUCGUUUCUCCGACAAAAGCCAAAAAGCCAUCGAUAUUCUGCGUGUAAAGUGUCUCAAACUGCGGUGCAUGGUUCUCAGCGAUGGUCGCUACUAUGAGACGGUUAAGGCCAACUUCGAGCGAGCUGAUCGUAUUACCGUGGUCCGAACCACCACCUGCUGUCGGGUUUCGCCUUAUCACUUGCUCCGCAACUAUAAUGACUUGAUUUUCAACUGAAGUGGAUAUUUCAAAAAUAACAGGCAGUGUGUUUCAGCAUCAAAAUUACAUAUUUUGAAACUCUUUAGGUUUUCAAACAAUUAGGCACGUUCUUAUCAAUGAAACACACUCCAGUUAAUGUUAAUAUUCUUGUUAUCCCACCCACGACUCUAGUCAAAAGGCUACACAAUGGUUUCUGUGUGUGUUUCGCUUAAAUUAGACUGUUUUUUGUUGUUUUCUGUAUUUUCCGCUUCUUUCGUUUAAUUACAUUAAAUCUAAAUAAACGUACAUAGGUAAUUAAAAUAAAAACAAAA